Molecule: messenger RNA, 855 nt
Organism: Chelonia mydas (Green sea turtle)
Lineage: Eukaryota; Metazoa; Chordata; Testudines; Cheloniidae
Product: RING finger protein 112-like
Exons: 6
Coding region: 112-855 (247 amino acids)
Biological process (GO): protein homooligomerization; endoplasmic reticulum organization
Molecular function (GO): GTP binding; GTPase activity
Source: RefSeq, a predicted model, not a curated record
AUCGAGUGUGGCCACAACUUCUUCCGGGGCUGCCUCUCGACUCACUGGAGCCAGAUCUCAGCCCAGGGGCACCUCUGCCCAGAGUGCCGGGCUCCCUGCUCCGGGGAUAGGAUGAUCCCAGACACACGUGUCAAAAACCGAGCGGAGAAAAUCACCAAGCCUCUGCAGGAAGAGACUGAGUCGCAGGGGCCGGGGGCUCAGCCAGAGCCAGGGCGCCCGGUGCAGCUGGUGCAUCUGGACGAGGAAGAGAACCUGAUCCUGGAUGAGGAGGCCCUGAGCCGCUGCCUGGAGCAGGGUGGGGUGGGGGACGCCCCCGUCUGCCUGGUGUCCAUCAUCGGGGAGCAGCGCCGGGGCAAAUCCUUCUUGAUGAACUACCUGCUGCGCCGGCUCCGGAGCCCGCAGGACGCGAGGGACGGGUCAUGGAUGGGCCGGGAGGAUGAACCCCUGGAGGGGUUUGAGUGGCGUGCGGGCGAGGAGCGAAUCACCAACGGGGUGUGGGUGUGGAGUCAGCCCUUCUGGGUCCCGGCCAAGGCGGGGAAGGUGGCCGUGCUGCUGGUGGACACAGAGGGCUCCAUGGACAUUGAGAGCAACAAGGAGACCAGCAUCAAACUCUCUGCCUUUUCCAUGCUGCUCAGCUCCUACCAGAUACUGAACACUGGCUGUCGGGUGACGGACCCGGAUCUCGAAUACCUGGAGGGGAGGGGUCGGAUUGGGAGGGUUUUAUCUGCCCUCGCUGCCCCGGGUUCUGUCAUUGGCAAAAACCUGGUUCACGCAGAGAUAUGGAGGCCUAGUCAGAGCUCAGGGAAAUGCUACGUGGCUGACAUUGUUCAAGGCGUGAGCAGAGCCGUGGUUUGA